This is a messenger RNA of Spirometra erinaceieuropaei, 834 nucleotides long. Lineage: Eukaryota; Metazoa; Platyhelminthes; Cestoda; Diphyllobothriidea; Diphyllobothriidae. The record is from the annotation of a GenBank genome assembly.
AUGUUUUCCUUUCAGGUAAGAUCUGCAGAACGUCCGCUAUUUUAGCUGUUUUCCAGUCUAUUAGAUCUCUCUCGAGUUCAUUUCAGGUUCGAACGAUUGGGAGCGGCUUUGUUUCCCCCGUCCGCAGUUACGCUGGUUAGUUUUGUCCAUACAUUCAAGUAACUGGCAUUUAGCUUUUGUUUGUGGGGCCUCUUUUCAGUGAAUAUCAUGCAAGGUCUUAUUAUCGGGUCCAUGGUAAGUACUCGACGUCCAUCUCUUUCUACUUCAUUUCUGUUAAAUAUCGAAGCUUAAUGCUUCUUCUAAUACCUUCAGAUUAGCUGCGCGAAUGUUAUUACACUCUGGACUGGCGGUGGCUACGAACGGUUGUUGUUGCGCCUUGUUUCGAGGAGCUAAUUUUCCGCAGCUGCAUCCUUUUCCAUCUGAAACGCGAACUUAAAUCCUGUUGGUCACUUUUUCUUGCCAGCGCCGGCUUUUUUUUGCAGUAUGUACGUGCUACACUAGUUAACUGCGGGCCUUGAUCUCCCUGCUGAUGAACUUAACAGGCUUUGUUUUUACUAUCUCGACUUCGUGCUGAUAGUUCUUAUCGCAUUAUUUGUAGCUCACUUUCACCACGUCUUUGAAAAGGUUCACGCAGGCUACUCAUGGAGGUCUGCAAUCAAAAGUUGUUGUAGGCCCCUUUCUCUUUCGAUCAUUUGUUCCGGAAUUUGUCUACAGCUGCCAUUGUCUUGAGUUGGACUCUUAACGUUUCUCUUUCUUUUGACAGUAGUCCAAGUACUCCUCACAGCAUUCUUCGGAACCUACUCCACUUUUAUCGUCCUUCGGACCGGUGAGUAG